AUGGCAUAUAAAAUAAAAAUUUAUAUGACAAUUAACUACAUAACUAAUAGAAGUGCAAAUAACAACAGACAUUUGCCGUUAAUAACAUUGCUUUCUAUAAUGUUCUGUACGGUUCCACUAGCAUAUUGUCACAUUUGUAUGGAGUUUAAUAAAAUAUGCCCAGUAAAUUUUCGAACCAAUAGAUUACAUAAAAUUUCAUUUGUGUACAAUCAUUCAAAAUCAAGCAUUUUACAAAUCAUAACAAUGGUAGAUACAAAAAAACCACGCCUAACAAAAUCUUAUAAUCAAAUAAGCAAUGAAUUAACUAAUUAUUCAACAAAUAACUGUAACAAACCCUUUAACAUACCAUAUUUUGCAAUUUCUGAAAUAAAAAUCCAAUUCACAGAUAAAGAGAACCAACUGAUAGACUUCCUAAAGGGCUGUCUAGCACAUUAUAAAAUUGAAACUGUAUUAAGGAUUGCUGGAGGUUGGGUUAGGGAUAAAAUUUUGGGCUACAAUUGCAAUGAUAUAGAUAUUGCUCUUAGUAAUAUGACUGGAGUGGAAUUUGCCAAUUUGCUCAGCGAAUAUAACAUGAAACAUUCUGGUAGAUCAAUAGGUUUUGGAGUGAUUGAAAAGAGGCCAGAACAUUCAAAACAUUUAGAAACAGUUGCACUACAGAUUGGAGGAUUACAAGUCGAUUUUGUCAAUUUGCGACAUGAUUCAUACACGUCUGAUGAUAAUCGCAUACCGGAAAUUCGUAUAGGUACAGAAAAGGAGGAUGCCUACAGAAGAGAUUUCACAGUAAAUUCUCUAUUUUACAACAUAAAUACGGGUCAAUUGGAGGAUUUUACGGGCAUGGGUUUGGAUGAUCUUAGAAAUGGAAUAAUCCGAACUCCGCUUGAUCCAGUUGUUACUUUUUUGGAUGAUCCCCUAAGGAUCGUUAGAGCAAUUAGAUUUGCCACAAGAUUUGGCUUCCAACUGACUGAUCAAAUCAUUGAUGCGUCUAGCAAAUCAGAGAUUACGAAUGCCUUUAUGAAAAAGGUUACAAGGAGUAGAUUGAGUAAUGAAAUAUAUAAUAUACUAGUUAAAAGUGAUCAGCCCCAAUCAUUUCACCUUCUAAACAAAUUUAACCUGUUACCUUGGUUAGCAGAGCUGCCCAAAGGUGUAAACUAUACGAUUGACAUUUCAAAUUUAACACAUUCUAAUCAGUGGAUCUCCAAGGGCAUAAAAUAUAUGUACAUUGGCAAACAAUUGUCUACAAAUUCUAGAAAUAAACUACCUUUUGCCACAAUUUCUAAUGAAAUAAUUGACAGCUUCUACAUAGCAUUGUUUGUUAAACCAAUAUCUACCAUACAGUACUAUAAUAAAAUAAAACCCAUAGAUCUAACUGACUAUGUAAUAAAAGAAUCACUUAAACUUCGCAAAAGACACUACAUUCAGUCAAAGGAAUUAAAUGCCAACUCAUUAUUAUUUAAAACUUACAUAGAUGAUAUUGACAGUUUGGAUAAAGUAGAACGUGGCGAAUUGGGUUAUAUGAUAAGAACCUGCGGCAAAUAUUGGAAAGAAUCAUUUUUUAUAAACUUUAUUACAUAUAUAUAUGAUAAUAGUAAAAAUAAUGAUUAUCAAUCAUUAUUAAAUAAUAUUGACAACUAUGCUGAUAAACACAUAAAACUAUACAACAAAAUAAUUGAUAUGGGCUUGGACAAAGCACACGAAAUACAGCCAAAACUUAAAGGCGACGAUAUCAAAAAGUUACUGCCAAAAAUAACAUGUGGCACUGUUUUUAAGGAGGUCAUUAUUAGUCACAUUAAAUAUCUACUACAAAAUCCCAAUUGUACAAUAGACGAGGCUUGUAACUAUCUGAAGAAUGAAUAUAAAUAUUUUGUAUAA
Molecule: messenger RNA, 1869 nt
Organism: Babesia microti strain RI
Lineage: Eukaryota; Apicomplexa; Aconoidasida; Piroplasmida; Babesiidae
Product: tRNA nucleotidyltransferase (CCA-adding enzyme)
Exons: 4
Coding region: 1-1869 (622 amino acids)
Biological process (GO): tRNA 3'-terminal CCA addition
Molecular function (GO): RNA binding; ATP:3'-cytidine-cytidine-tRNA adenylyltransferase activity
Source: RefSeq, a predicted model, not a curated record